UUCCAUAUUCUAUUCUCAUAAAACCCUAAACCCCGAAUUGCAGUGUGUAGGGUUUCCGUUUCCAUAUUCUCACCACACCAUGUUAACCGCAAUCCUCAGAAGAACCUGUUCCACUCUCUCAAGGCGCGGUUUCCCCGCUGCCUUAAUCUCCGCCUCCACCGCCGGAAACCACUUCCGGCCACCCUCCGCGGCCUUUAUUUCCAGAACCUUCCACUCCAACACUGGCCCCUUGAAUUUCCGCUCCUCUUCAUGUCACCGCGCAGAAUACGCCGUCGACGAUUUCCCUUACGAAGAAGGCUCCAAAGGGAACGCCGCCGACGAAGGCCUCGAGAUCGCGAAGCUCGGAAUUUCUGAGGAUAUUGUCUCCGCUUUGGCCAAGAAAGGCAUCACCAAGCUCUUCCCCAUUCAGAGGGCUGUGUUGGAACCUGCUAUGCAAGGUCGUGAUAUGAUUGGUCGAGCUAGAACUGGAACUGGGAAGACUCUUGCUUUUGGGAUACCCAUCAUGGAUAAGAUCAUUCAGUUUAAUGCUAAGCAUGGGCGGGGGAGGGAUCCUUUGGCUUUGGUUUUGGCUCCGACCAGAGAGCUUGCUCGACAGGUUGAAACGGAGUUCUGUGAGUCGGCACCUAAUUUGGAUACAAUUUGUGUUUAUGGGGGUACACCCAUCUCUCGGCAGAUGAGGGAACUUGAUUAUGGGGUUGAUAUUGCUGUGGGAACACCUGGUCGGAUUAUUGACCUUCUCAACAGAGGUGCUCUAAAUUUGAAGGAUGUUCAGUUUGUUGUUCUUGAUGAAGCUGAUCAGAUGCUUCAGGUGGGCUUUCAGGAAGACGUGGAGAAGAUCUUGGAGAGGUUGCCCCCAAAACGUCAGACUCUUAUGUUCUCUGCAACAAUGCCAUCUUGGAUAAAGCAGAUUUCGCGCAAUUACCUGAAUAAUCCCCUGACCAUUGAUCUUGUUGGAGAUUCUGAUCAGAAGUUGGCAGAUGGAAUUUCACUGUACUCCAUUGCAACUGAUUUGUAUGUUAAAGCGGGAAUUCUUGCUCCUCUAAUAACGGAACAUGCAAAAGGAGGAAAGUGCAUUGUUUUCACUCAAACAAAACGUGAUGCUGAUCGAUUAUCAUAUACCAUGGCAAGAAGUGUUAAAUGUGAGGCUUUGCAUGGAGACAUAUCACAAGCUCAGAGGGAGAAAACUCUUGCUGGCUUCAGAAAUGGCCAUUUCAAUGUUUUAGUGGCAACUGAUGUUGCCUCACGUGGGCUUGAUAUACCAAAUGUUGAUCUUGUAAUACAUUAUGAUCUUCCCAACAAUUCAGAGAUAUUUGUUCAUCGUUCUGGACGAACAGGUCGUGCUGGUAAGAAAGGAACUGCUAUUCUUGUGUAUACAGAAGAUCAAUCGAGGGCUGUUAAGCUUAUUGAGCGUGAUGUGGGCAGUAGAUUUACAGAGCUACCACGUAUUGCUGUUGAUAGUGCAUCAGUGGACAUGGUUGGUGGCAUGGGUGGUGGGCGAUUUGGUUCUUUCGGAGGUACCAGGGAUCGUCGAUAUGGUGAUACGGGUUUUGGAUCUGGCCGUUCUGGGGGCUACAGUAACCCUGGUUCUGGCCGCUCUAGCUUUGGAAAUUCUGGUGAAAGGUUUGGUGGACAGAAUUAUAAUCGUUUUGGUUCUGGUAAUUCAUCUGGUGAAAUGAAUAGAUAUGGUGGACCAAGCUCUGGUCGUUUUGGAUCAUCUGGUGGCUAUGGUUCAGGUCAAUCAGGAAGUAGAUCAGGUGGAUCAUCCAGUGGGUCUAGGUUUAGUCGCUCGGAUGAUUUUGGGGGAUUUGGUGGUUCAGAUCGCUCAGGUGGUUUUGGAGAUUUUGGCUCAGGUGAGCCUAGUGGCUUUGGUGGUUCUCGUGGUAGUAAUCAGAACAAUAGAAGACCUUUUUAACUUAAUUAACAUAUAUAUAAAAAAAUGCACCAUCCUUAUUUAUGGUGGCUUAGUUCUUGUAGAGUUUGCUUCUGUCAUUUCCUCUAAAACUUAUAGGUUUCUUGGCUAAUCCUUGUAUUACUAAGGAUUUUAGAAGACAAAAGUUCUACGGCCAUUGGAUUUUUCUUUUCUUUUCUGGGACUUUUGGCCCAGUCUCAGCUGUGUAUUGUUCUUUUUGAAACUUUUAUAAAAAAAGAAAAAAGGGAGGGCUGUAUUCUGCGGCUUCCAUCAUCUGCCAUGGCACAUUACUUGUCUCUAUGGGCAUUACAUCAGCACGGAUAGUUUUAAAGAGGCAGCUGUAUUUAUAUUUAUGUUCCUUACAGUAGUAGUAGUUAAGGGAAGAUCAAAUGUCUUGGUAACCUGUAGUGUAGGGUGCUUUGCUGUUUUACUUUAUACUAAAAAUCUAUUAUGCAAGAAAAUUCUCAUCCAAUAUGUAAUUUUGGUUAUCAA
Glycine soja is the source of this 2401-nucleotide messenger RNA. Its product is annotated as DEAD-box ATP-dependent RNA helicase 53, mitochondrial-like. The record is from RefSeq and is a predicted model, not a curated record. Bases 80 to 1912 code for a protein of 610 amino acids. Gene Ontology annotation, molecular function: ATP binding; nucleic acid binding; RNA helicase activity. The transcript has 7 exons. NCBI's taxonomy places the organism in Eukaryota, Viridiplantae, Streptophyta, Magnoliopsida, Fabales, Fabaceae.